This is a messenger RNA of Aspergillus calidoustus, 930 nucleotides long. Lineage: Eukaryota; Fungi; Ascomycota; Eurotiomycetes; Eurotiales; Aspergillaceae. The record is from the annotation of a GenBank genome assembly.
AUGUUGCCUUUCCUGAAGUUUGUGCCGUUGGUACUCUCCACCGCGGCGUUAAUCUGCUUGGCUGUGGCCUUUUCCGCUUGCACAUCAACGUCCUCCCCGCAAGACCUCUUCUUCAUGGAGGGCAACGUCAUCGACAGCAUCACAGGGUCGGCAGAGAAUACGGUCAGCCAGGUCGGUGAGCAUGUUCAGAAUCUAGCGGGCCAGCUGCAUUCACUCCUCCCGGAGUACUACGCGGUCGGCCUGUGGAGUUAUUGCGAAGGCAAGCAGGGCGUCCAGGCUUUCUUAAACUGCUCAGGGCCCAGUGCCUCCUUUUCCUUUGACUUAGUCGACCUUCUUUCUAGUCGCCUGGGCCAGACAGAUGGAGUUUUAGCAGGCUGGACGCAGCCAGUCCUGAAGGGAUAUCGCCGUGUGUCGCAUUGGAUCGUGGCCGCCUACGUAAUGGCGUUCAUUGCCGCAUUCAUUGCGGUCGUCACCCGUCUGGUCGGGUUCCCGUUAGCAAAGCUAGUUGCCAUCAUAUCUUCAGCAGUGUCAUCUCUCUUGGUCAUUGGAGCGUCUGUGACGGUGACAAUCAUGUAUCAACUGCUCACGCGGGGCAUCAACAGUACGUUGGAGCAAGCAGGCAUCUCUGCCAGUCUUGGACCACGGAUGCUGGCUACAACAUGGCUCGCUGUGGCGUUCUCGGUGCAAGUUCUGGCAAUCCAGGACGGUAUGAAGGGCGCGCUGCGCAUCUUCGAUCCUCUCCGUGAAUCGUGGAAAAUAUCGGACCGGAAGCUGCAUACGCCAAAGCAUUUCCCAAUUAUUCGUCUCGUGUCCUACUGUGCUUGUUCAGGUUUUGGUGCCUUAUAUCUCGGUCUUCACCUCCGUCUGCGCAAGCCUGCCAAGAUUUUUCUCGCAAUGGGCACGUGCAUUUUUGCAAUAGAGACAAUAUAA